CGCUGGUUAGAGCGCGUUGCUCCCAUCCCCCGCCUUUACAGCUCAGGGUAAGGGAGGGGGACAGGAGAGAGAGAGGGAGCGAUAGGCAGCACCCUUGUGAGGGGAAACAAGAGUCAGCUUCGCGGAGAGGAGAGAAGAAAAAAAAGAGCUGGGGCGCAAACAAAAGAGAGAACAUGGAUGAAGCAGGAAAAUGUCUGAUUAAAAAGGCAGCUCAGCGGAGGCUUUGGUCAUCCUGCACAUAGUCCGCCCGUUUUUUUUGGAUGCCGUGACUUGGAGCUGUUGCGCGGGGAGCUUUCAAGGCGGAAAGCAGUUUUUAAACCGUCUGUGGAUGUUGCCAGCUUGCGAUGGCUGUUGCAGGGCGAUGUAGCUGCAUAAAAGAGAACGUGCCUCUUUGUUUUUGUUUCUUCAUUGUUCUACUAAGUGUCCUUACAAAUGCACAAAUUCGCUACAGCAUUCAGGAGGAGCUGGAGAGCGGCACUGUCGUUGGUGAUCUUGUUCGGGAUCUCGGGCUGGAUCUGCGAAAGCUUUCGGCUCGUCGGAUCAGAAUCAGCUCCGACAGUGCGAGGCGAUACUUCAGCAUCAACCACAAAACUGGUAAGCUUGUUAUAAGCGAUCGGAUUGACCGCGAAACGCUCUGUGAAAUCAGCGGCACCUGCACGCUUAAUCUCGACGUGGUGUUGGAAAAUCCAUUUGAACAGCACAACGUGGAUGUUGAGAUUUUGGAUGCAAAUGACAACUCGCCGCUUUUCCCGCGAGAUGAGUACCAGUUGGAGAUCUCCGAGGGCGCACAGCCAGGCGCGCGGUUUUCUAUUGAGGGCGCGCAGGAUUCUGACGACGCCUCAAAUUCCGUUCGCCAUUAUCGCCUCACCUCAAACGAACACCUGGCGCUCGAUUCAACCAAACCACCUGCUGACGGAAAACACAUAGAGCUCGUCCUGAAAAAGCCUUUCGACCGUGAGCUUUUGCAGUCACACCAGUUUCUUCUCACCGCUACUGACGGCGGAUCUCCUCCGCGCUCAGGCACGGCCAAAAUCAACGUGCGAGUUUUGGAUACCAAUGACAACGUGCCAGUCUUCGGCAGUUCCGUAUACAAAGUGAAACUGCGGGAAAACUCUCCUGUUGGUGCGCUGGUAAUUAAAUUAAACGCCACAGAUAGAGAUGAGGGCUCCAAUGGGGAGGUGUAUUACUCGUUUAGCUCUUACACGCCAGAUAGAGUGAGACAGGUGUUUUCCAUAGACACAGACAGUGGAGAAAUUAGAGUUAAAAGCAAUGUAGACUUUGAAGAAACCAGCAGCUAUGAGAUGUAUAUCCAGGCAGCAGACAGAGGCCAAGGGGCCGUAGCAGUGCACUGUAAAGUGGUGGUGGAGGUGCUGGAUGUGAAUGAUAACCCUCCUGAGAUUGUGCUCUCCUCACUCUCCAGUCCAGUUCGGGAAGACGCUCGUGCAGACACUGUGGUGGCUUUAAUAAGCAUAAAUGACAAAGACUCUGGACAAAAUAAGCAGGUCAGCUUGGACAUCAUCCCCCCAAAUCUACCUUUUAAAAUCAAAUCAAUCCGAAACCAUUACACUAUUGUUACCUCUGCCUUCCUGGACCGGGAGACAAUAGCAUCAUAUAAUGUCACGGUUACAGCCACGGAUGGUGGAACGCCACCUCUUUCAUCGUCAAUGACAGUACGAGUAGAAGUGGCAGAUGUAAACGACAAUCCACCACGUUUUGAACAGACUUCAUACACUGUUUAUGUCUCAGAAAACAAUGCACCCAGUGCACCUUUGUGCAUUGUCAAGGCAACAGAUCCUGAUGCUGGUGAGAAUGCUCGCAUCACAUACACUGUCCUAAAUGACAACAACCAUGGUAUUUCAGUGGCAUCAUUUGUUUCUGUCAAACCUGCCUCAGGUGAGGUGUAUGCACUGCGAUCGUUUGACUUUGAGAAGUUGCGUGAGUUUCAUUUCCAGGUUAAAGCUCAAGACAACGGUGUGCCACCUUUGAGCAGAGUGGCAACAGUUUAUAUUUACAUCAUGGACUCCAAUGACCACAAUCCGCAGUUUGUUCGCCCAGCGGCAAACGGCUCACACUCCACAGAGACUAUCUUGCGUAACUCAGAGGCAGGAGUCCUUGUUUCACGAAUCCUGGCUUGGGACUUAGAUGCUGGAGAAAAUGCCUGGUUGCUAUACAGCCUCCAUCACCCGCUGGAAUUGGACUUGUUUAAGGUGCAUGAGUACACAGGAGAAAUCCGCACAACACGGCGAGUAAAUGAGGAUAAUGCUACUGUUUUUAGCCUCACAGUGCAUGUAAGAGAUCAUGGUUUGCCUCCCCGCUCUGCAUCUACAACAAUCAACAUUGCCGUUAUGGAGCUCCCACCCAAAGUGGCCCCAGACCCAAAACGCAUUAUCAGGCCACAUGGCGCAAUGAUGUUCUCCCAUGUAACCCUCUAUCUUAUUAUUGCCCUGAGUGCAACCACCUUUGUUUUCUUGCUCACCGUCUUUGUCCUAGCAAUUGUUCGCUGCCAUGCCUACUGCAGCCAGCCAGAUGCCUGCUCCUGCUCACCUUGCUGUGGGUCCAAGAAGAAAAAGAAGUCUACAAUGAAGAAGGUACCCAAAGAUGGUGGAAGUGGUAGUGUGGCUGCAGGUGGCGGAGGAGGUGGAGCCGCAGGUGGAGGUGGUGGCGCUGCUGGCGGGGUCACAGUCCAGCAACAGUCCGCGAUGAUGCGGAGAGACCUGAAAGUGGAACCACACUACAUUGAGGUCCGAGGAAAUGGCUCUUUAACCAAAACAUACUGCUAUAAGACCUGCCUGACUGCCACCUCAGGAAGUGACACCUUUAUGUUCUACAAUACGGGCCGGCCGUUGAGUGGGACUUGGGGCUCGGGGGCAGACCGUUUCUUCACAGGACAGAGUGGGCAGUUUGUGCGCAGACUGAGCAUGCCCGACGCUACGGCAAUACAGCCUAAAGGUCCCAAUACAGACUGGAGAUAUUCAGCGUCCCUCAGAGCAGGAAUGCAGAGUUCGGUCCAUAUGGAGGAGUCAUCUGUGAUGCAGGGUGCUCAAGGAGUUCUUGUUCAGAACUGGCCCACCGUCUCCAGUGCUCCUGAUAAUGAAGGUGGAGAGGUCUCUCCCCCCGUAGGUGCUGGAGUGGACAGCAACAGUUGGCAUUUUCGAUACGGACCGGGUCCGGGAGGCCCUCCACAUCUGAAACCCGGUGAGGUUCCUCCUGAAGCCUUCAUAAUCCCUGGUUCACCGGCCAUUAUUUCCAUCAGACAAGGAGACGGAGACGACAAGAGCGACUUUAUUACCUUUGGAAAAAAGGAGGAGGCCAAGAAGAAGAAGAAAAAGAAGAAGGAGAAAAAGGAUAAGCGGGAGAAAGGGAAAGAUGAUGAUGAUGAUUAGAGAGAGAGAGAAGGAGUUAAAGAAAGAGCUGAUUUUUUAAGACAGAAGUCUCAACGAAAGUCUGUAGAACAAAACAUGUUUUUAUUAAUUAUAAAAUCCACAUUUGAGGCUCAAGCAAACAUUUUAUGUUGGAUCUAACUGAUAAAUUUGGAUUGAUUUUCUUUCACAUCAGAUCUGGCUUUAAGAAGGUAGCUUCCCCUUCCUUUUAAUUAAGUAAUUGAUUAAUCUCACCUUGAUGAAUUGUUAUAUUAUUGAUUAAUAUUCUCUCAUGCCUCAGCCACUAUUCCUCAUAAAAUGUCCUUCAGACUUAUGUUGGUACGUCUGUCUUAUUCAUCCUCUUGGUUUUUGUUUUCCAAUCUUUUUAAUAGGGAGACAAAAUCUGAUUUGUUUGUAAGAUGUGUGCCGCUUCACAUGGGCUUUCGUGGUAAAAAAGAGAAUAUAAUGGAAGCAGGACACACACUGGUGUAAAUACGCAGAUUGGGCACCGCUGUAUGUAAAGCAGUAAAUACGCUAAAUUAACGCUUUUGUUCAUUCACUUCUCCUUGUGUGGGAUUGAAUAAUAAUCCUUUAAAACAAGAGACUUUGAAACAUUUUCACUUAUAAAGCAAAUCUCAAAACAGUGUUUUAUCCAAAAAAAAAAAAAAAAGCCAAAAAAAAGAA
This is a messenger RNA of Carassius carassius (crucian carp), 4043 nucleotides long. Its product is annotated as protocadherin alpha-C2-like. Lineage: Eukaryota; Metazoa; Chordata; Actinopteri; Cypriniformes; Cyprinidae. Gene Ontology annotation, molecular function: calcium ion binding. The coding region runs from base 345 to 3383 and encodes 1012 amino acids. Gene Ontology annotation, cellular component: plasma membrane. The transcript has 4 exons. Gene Ontology annotation, biological process: homophilic cell-cell adhesion. The record is from RefSeq and is a predicted model, not a curated record.